UUCCUUGCUUGCGUGUUGUGUUGGCUGGGCAGUGCACGUGUUUUGUGUGUCGAUGCUCUUCGUCAGCUCUGCACUUGUAUUGCAUUUCGUCCGCUUAGUGCUCACGAGCGAACGCAAACGAUGAGUCGCUAUUUCACAACGCAAGCAGAUGCAUCUGAAGAAAGAAGUCACCCAUUGGCGCAUGCAGGUGACACCAUAAAAAAAGUUUUGACUAAAAAUAGGAAGAAGCAAAACCAAAAAGUGGUGAAGCAUACUGCAAAAAAACUGAAGACUACUGCCCCAUCUCCUGCUGAGGAGAGUGUAGCUGCAAAGUACAAGCGUUCAGGCCACUUGACAAUUAAAGGCAUCAAAACAGGUGUUCAGCGCAAAAAGAUCCAAGCUGGUAUCAAAAAAGUGAGGCAGUCAGUGCUUCAAGCAGCUCGUGCAGAAUUACUGCUUCCAGAGGAUGUUGGGUAUCUGCAGGCUGAUGAUGGUGAAGAAACGUUUGAGCUUUUGCAGCAAGAUAUUGCAGAUGCAGUCGACAUUACCAGCUGUACAAAGUAUUUUGACCUGAAUCUGCCACAGUUUGGGCCCUAUUCAAUCAACUACUCAAGGGAAAGCCGGCACCUGUUGCUCGGUGGUGGUCGGGGUCAUGUGGCUGCUCUGGACUGGGUCACCAAGCGCCUUCUAUGUGAGACCAAUGUGAUGGAAUCAGUGCAUGCAGUCCAGUGGCUGCACAUGCCCACCAUGUUUGCUGUGGCACAAAAGACUUGGGCAUACAUUUAUGACAGCCAGGGAGUUGAACUGCACUGCCUUAAAGCCCUGGACAAUGUGCUACGCAUGGCCUUCCUGCCUUACCACUUCUUGCUUGUCACAGCUAGUGAGAAAGGUUACCUUUCUUGGCUGGAUACAUCCAUAGGGAAAAUAGUGGCUCAGUUCAAUGCGAAGUCUGGCCGGCUCAAUGUCAUGAAGCAAAAUCCACACAAUGCUGUCAUCCUAACAGGCCACACGAAUGGUGUCGUCAAAAUGUGGACGCCUAAUAUGAGGGAAGCAGCAGUAACUAUGUUGUGUGCUAAGGCACCUGUGAGGGACCUUGCAGUGGACCAACGUGGCCUGUACCUUGCGACGGUUGCUGCUGAUAGGACGUUGAAGAUCUGGGACGUAAGGACAUACAAGACAUUGCAAGCUUACAAGCUUCAAGCUGGUCCUGGACAUGUCAGUUUCAGCCAAAAAGAGAUGGUGGCUUUAUCACUUGGCAGCUAUGUGGAGGUAUACAAAGAUUGCUGCCGUAAAACAGUCGGAGCACCCUACCUGCGCCACAAGGCCCCUGGCACAGUUUCUUCACUGGAGUUCUGCCCUUAUGAGGAUGUACUGGGGAUUGGACAUCAGAGAGGCUUCACCAGCAUCCUAGUCCCAGGCUCUGGAGAGCCAAACUUUGAUGCACUUGAGAGCAACCCAUACAUGACGAAGCAGCAACGAAGAGAAAUGGAAGUAAAGGCUCUUCUAGAGAAAGUACAACCAGAGCUCAUCUGCUUAGACCCCAAGCGCCUUGGCCAGGUGAACGUUGAAAGGAUGCAAGCAAAAGUGGACGAAUCGAACAAGAAAUUGUGGGUAAAGCCAAGGACAAUUGACUACACUCCCAAAGUUGGGAAGAAGACUGCCAAAGUAAAGCAGGCACUGAGAGAGCAGAAUGUCAAGGAACACCUAAAACAGCUUCAGCAAGAGAAGAAGGCCGAGGUGAAACGACAAAAGGACAGGAGCUCAAGCAAUGUUCUGGACCGGUUCAGACCAAAGUGAUUUACUAGUUGUCAUUUGUACAAAUAAAACUAAUUUUAUUAAUCAUA
Dermacentor andersoni is the source of this 1823-nucleotide messenger RNA. RefSeq names its product WD repeat-containing protein 46. NCBI's taxonomy places the organism in Eukaryota, Metazoa, Arthropoda, Arachnida, Ixodida, Ixodidae. Gene Ontology annotation, molecular function: protein binding. The record is from RefSeq and is a predicted model, not a curated record. Gene Ontology annotation, biological process: maturation of SSU-rRNA from tricistronic rRNA transcript (SSU-rRNA, 5.8S rRNA, LSU-rRNA). Gene Ontology annotation, cellular component: 90S preribosome; nucleolus; small-subunit processome.